CAGGAAAGAAAUUUUUUAUCAUCUUUAAAAGAUGACGGUCCUUUUCGAAAAUGUGCCUGCAUUAAAAAAAAUAUAGGUACUCAAAACACCGUGCACCGAUUUCAGGGAUUGGAGUGACAAUCAAUUCGUAUGAACAUUUGUAACAAAAAAAUAAAAUUUUCAAUAUAGCUCGCUGGAAAGUUAUACGGCAAAAUACAAUCUGCCUGUUAUACAUUUAUACCAAUGUUAAAUAAUUUGCGACAAACUAUAAAUACUUCAUAUAGCUAGACGGCAGUCUGGGGAGCAAAAAAGGUGUAAAAAACAGGUAAUAAUAAAACAAUUAGAAAUGAUUAGGCUAAGAUAUUUUAAGCUUUAAAAACUGGUCUGCAUUGUUCGUCAUUGAACUGCGAACUUUGGAUGUGCUCUAUCGUGUUCAUCUGCUAAUAUUUAGUGUUUAUUUAUUAUUUGAUAAAGCUUUUGAAAAGUGCAGUCGAGGGUGUGAUGUUAUUCAAGAAUGAUUUUUUUGUGUUAUUAUGUCUUGUGUUCAUUCAAGCUUCAGCCAUAACUCAGUCAAUGGAAAUCUUAGAAAACUUCCAACAGGAAGAGGAGGAAAAAUGGAUUUGGGGUGUCUCACCAGCUAGCAACGAAAAUAAAACACAAAAUAGGCUCUCCAGGCUUUCUGAGUCUGACAACGUCACUGAAACACAAGUGAAUCCAUGCGAAAUCGAACCUCCAAAAAUGCCCGACUACAAAGCGCCGGGUCGUAGGAUAAGUAGCGUGAAAUGUUUGGAGUAUAUUUGGACCAUCACAGCACGCGAGGAUGAACAUAUAAGGCUAGAAGAAUGUGAAAAAUUUCUUCAUGGUACUGUGGUGCUACCUGCUAUUGGUGGCCGAGUGACAGACCCUGGGGAAUUCCCACACAUGGGUGCCAUCGGCUGGAAGGCGUCAGUGGGCCAGUGGGUGUUCAAGUGCGGUGGUUCCCUCAUCAGUAACAAGUUUGUAUUGACCGCGGCGCAUUGCUCUAAGGCUUCUGAAAGGGACACGACCAUCGCCGACGUCGAUCCCAAGAUUGUGAGGUUGGCCGACAGAAAUAUACUGGAAAGAGAUAUUUAUGGAUACAAUAAUGCACAUUUGGAUGCAACAAUUUUGAGAGUUAUUAAUCAUCCGGAUUACAAACCACCGAAAAAGUAUAACGAUAUAGCCAUCAUAGAAUUAAAGAACGCAGUUGGAUUUGACAAGUAUGUGCAACCGGCAUGCCUUUACACCGGUCCUGAUACGGAACUAUCUGGGAAAAAAGCCUCGAUGACUGAAUGGGGUGUCGUGGAAACAGUUAAUCGCACCAUAUCUCCUGAUCUUCAAGUGGUGGAAUUAGAUCUGUUAGAUUCCCACCUGUGCGAUGAUUUGUUAAAUACGUCGUGCAACCGGCUAUGGUGCGGUAUGCAGGAUCAUCAGAUCUGUGCAGGAGUCUUAGCGGGAGGCAUUGAUGCUUGCCAGGGUGACUCCGGCGGUCCAUUACAACUCAAAAUACUUCUUCAACAGCGGCGACCCUUUUGCUCUUUGAAUCACUCCUGUAUGCGCAUGUAUAACAUAAUCGGUGUAACGUCAUUCGGAGUGGGCUGCGCUCUCCCAAACCUACCUGGCGUCUACACCAGGGUCUCCAGCUACCUCGACUGGAUUGAAGGCAUCGUCUGGAAAUAAAUAAAUAUGUACCUGGCUAUCGGCUAUAAAAUCG
Messenger RNA from Chilo suppressalis (striped riceborer), 1711 nucleotides. Lineage: Eukaryota; Metazoa; Arthropoda; Insecta; Lepidoptera; Crambidae. The record is from the annotation of a GenBank genome assembly.